Messenger RNA from Bathycoccus prasinos, 222 nucleotides. RefSeq lists its product with no specific name. The transcript has a single exon. Bases 1 to 222 code for a protein of 73 amino acids. NCBI's taxonomy places the organism in Eukaryota, Viridiplantae, Chlorophyta, Mamiellophyceae, Mamiellales, Bathycoccaceae. The record is from RefSeq and is a predicted model, not a curated record.
AUGUCUAUGCUGUACAUGAAUAUCGCUGAAAUCGCGGUUUUUCUCAUUAAGUACAGAACCCUAACCAUUUUCCUUGAUAACUCGCGCACAUCACUCUUCAUGCUUCAUUCAUUCCCCGCUCAAUUAGCGCUUAUCAACUAUAAACAUAUAAACAUAUCAUGUGAAAGCUGUAACAUUGUGGUUUCUAGAUAUGUAUAUAACUCUUCAAAUAUCAUCCAUUAA